ACGAUGGAUUCUCACUGAAAUGGGAUGCCUAUCAAUCCAAUGCCGCCGGAGCAUUCGCCGAUCUGCGUUUUGAUUCGGUGCUCAGUGAUAUCACCCUGGUGUGUGAUGGCGAGAAUUUCCGUGCCCACCGUGUCAUUCUGUCCACGUGUUCGUUGGUGUUCAAGCAGCUUUUCGCCAGCACUAAACUGACACAUCCUUCAGUCAAUCCUCUUGUCAUGCUUUGGGAUAUCGAAGCCGACAUCCUGACCUCCUUGUUGGACUUCAUGUACCUGGGAGAGGUCUCGGUGGCCAAUGGUCGUUUCAACGACUUUAUGAUUGCAGCUGAGAAACUCCAAAUCCUGGGAUUGUCUCAAUAUGGGGACCAGCGUAGAAAUGGGUGUUCAUCUCCGGAUUUCCGAUCAUCUCACAAAAGAGUGAGAUUGAAAUCCCCUGAGGUUGAAGAAGUGAGGUCUUUAUUGGAUUUGCCAGAUGACGAAGAGUUGGAUUCGACGGAGUUGGACCUGGAUUUGGACGGCAAACACGACUUGGACGGCGAUUCGUUAUUGGCUGCCCAAAACGAGGAGUACAACAGGGCUAUGAGACAUGUGGCCACUGAACCGCCAACCAUUGGACCAAAUGGAGUAAAAGAGUAUUGCUGUAUCUUUUGUGACAAGAAAUACUUGCGCCGUUCCCGAGUGAGACGACACAUUUCUGAUACCCACAUCACCGGCUUCUUCCCCUGUUCUGAGUGUGGCAAGGUGUUCGCAUCGAAUCGGAAGAUGAAAGACCAUCAGAGCAAAUCGAAAUGCCGCAGUGGAUUGGAUACAAGUGAAAGUUUUCCUGAACUCCGAGAUCAGCACAUUGGCCAAGAGAUCCCGAUGGAAAGUUUGGACUCCUCAAUGACCACAGAAGUGAUUGUGACACGGAUUUUGAAUGGGCAAAGCUAAGCGCUUGAAUCUAUUCCAUUGGCUACUUUCACGUUGUAUGUACCUAGGAUUCAAAUUGGAUAAUUGGAUGAAGAAUUCAGUUUUGAUUGUUAUCCCAAGGAAGACGUUAACUUUUAGAGGAAUAAGAGAUGUCGAUAAGACCACCGAAUUACAGCCAAGUCAGUUCAUCGGCAAUUCCCAAGCAUUAAGAAAGCUUCAGGUUGAGAGAAAUCAAAGUGAUCAAGUGAUAUUGAUUCAAAAAGCUUUGGAUAAUUUCGACUCGAAAAUUGAAGCUAGGCUUCCAUAGGAAGUAGUGUUACUAGUUGUCACCAUGAAACAUUUCCAAUAAAUCGCCAAUAUCCUUAUGGCAACCUUAGCUCGAGCUUCAAAGUAUACAAAUCCCAACAUGUCUCGUUUCAGAUGGGUGCGCAAGACGAAACGUUCACCUUGAAGUGGAACGACUUUCAUACCAGCGUCAUCUCAACCUUCUCCGACCUUCGAGAUGAAAAGAACCUCUGCGAUGUGACGAUUGUUUGCGAUGGCGAGUAUUUCCCCGCCCACAAACUCGUCUUGUCCGCUUGUUCCGGAGUUUUCAACAAGCUCUUCAAUCGGAACAAACACCAACCCAAUUUGGAACAACUGAUUAUGCUCUGGGACAUCGAUGUGGAGGAGAUGACCACUUUAUUAAACUUUAUGUAUUGCGGUGAAGUGAACGUAACAGAGAGCAAGUUGAACGAUUUCCUAACCGCUGCGGACAAACUCGAGGUCCGCGGUUUGUACCAUCCUCAAGGCCCUUCAAGGAGGCCAAAGCCCUUGAAGCCUAUUGAAGAGCCUUUUCCUCGUCCCACGUUACCUCAAUUGCCCAAGAACCGACGGUCCGGGUCCGUUGUGCCCGAUCCAGCCCCCAUUCCACCGCCAGUUUUAGCUCCCCCUCCAGUUCCAACUUCUAAGACAAAGCCAACUCGAAUUCAACCGCCUUCAGCUAAAAAAAUCCGCAUUAAAGCUGAAAUACCGGCCGAAAGAAAGGUCACUGAAGAAGAUGCCAUCGAGAUUCAUGCUCCUCUUCAUAUUGAUCCCGUGGAUAGCGAUACGGAGGAUCCUCUGACGACGGGUGAGGACGAGAUCGAGAUUGAUCAGGACAUGGAGCUGGAAGAGGACUUUGAGGACACCUUAGAACCAGGAGACCCGGAUCCGGAUGAGAGCCAAGGACGAUUAGCGUCGUUCAGCCGAAAAAACUCAAGAGAAUUGCAAUGUGGCUAUUGCCAUAAAACGUACAAAGCUCGGGGGAUUCUGAAUCGUCACGUGUCAGACUGUCAUGAAACCGGCGUGUAUCCAUGCAAACUCUGUGGAAAAGUAUUCCCUUCGCCAUUAAGAAUGAAAGAUCACGUGAACCGGGGACGAUGUCCAGCUCAAAAACAAGGCAAAAAUUGACCUUCUUGCGCAGAAUAACAUUACAAUGGUCAAUCAUUGGAUAAGAACCUGAAUGUAUCCUGUCCUCCUUAUCAUUGCCGCGUUUUCAAUGACCUUUCAAUCACGAGGAUCUGGAAAAUAAAAUCUUUUUCUUCUAAA
Tigriopus californicus is the source of this 2474-nucleotide messenger RNA. RefSeq names its product zinc finger and BTB domain-containing protein 7B-like. NCBI's taxonomy places the organism in Eukaryota, Metazoa, Arthropoda, Copepoda, Harpacticoida, Harpacticidae. Bases 1326 to 2336 code for a protein of 336 amino acids. Gene Ontology annotation, biological process: regulation of transcription by RNA polymerase II. The transcript has 3 exons. Gene Ontology annotation, molecular function: protein binding. The record is from RefSeq and is a predicted model, not a curated record. Gene Ontology annotation, cellular component: nucleus.